AUGACAACAACGGUGACCCCGACGCAUUACUCCUCCAUCCCUACCCUCGACUACACAAAAUCUCAACGUCCUGGACCCGAAAGAGAUGCGUUUCUUGCAAGCCUCCGGGACAUACUCAUCAACAUCGGUUUCCUCUACCUUUCUAACCACUCCGUAUCGACGGACACAGUCAACAAAGUAAUCGCUUACGCACCCAAGUUCUUCGAACUGCCUCAGGAAAUCAAAGAUAGCGUCGAUUUUACCUGCAGCCCAGCUUUCCUUGGGUACUUCAAUGUGGGUGGACAGAGAGUCGUACAUGCGAGGUCUGGGACAGAAGGACCAUCACCGAUCUCUGAAACAAGGGAACAAUUUACGUUUGCGGCGGAUAGAGAUUCCAUGCUGGCGGAUGGGUGUCCAGAGUGGACGAAGCAGGAUGGACCGGGAUUGUGGCCUCCCGAAGAAGUACUACCAGGCUUCAAGGCUGCCUUAGUGGACUAUUACGAACAAGUCGAAAGCUUAUCUUAUGACUUUGCCUCCUUGAUCGCCGAGUCAUUAGGCUUAGAUCCAGCUGCCUUUGAGCAGUGGUUCGACAAGGACCGUAUGAAGAUGCAACCUCGUGUGAAGCUCAUGCGAUACCCUCCUCCUACUGACCCUUCUAAUCCCAAGGAAACGGGUAUAGACUCACAUGAGGAUCGUGGUUUUCUGACAUUUUUAUUGCAAGCCUCAAAUGUUGCAGGACUGGAGGUCAGGAAUAUAUCCGGGGAAUGGCUCGCCUGUCCCCCUGUCGAUGGAACUUUUGUGGUAAACUUAGGAAGAGCCCUCGAGAAAGUAACUCGCGGUGUAUGUAUGGCAACUUCUCACCGUGUUUUAUCGCCUCCGGGUCCCGAAGUCCGCUACUCUGUACCAUUCUUCUCAAAUGUAUCCAUGUAUGUGCGCCUCGCAGAUGCCGAUCCUCAAUUCCCGCAAGAGGUGUGGGAGAUGUAUAAAGCCCGGCAACGGAAGCUGGACCGACCAGUAAACUGGGUGUAUUCGAACAUGGAUAAGCAACUCGCGGGCUUGACGAGGUUGACCUACAAGGUUAAGAACCAUCCUGAGAUGGGGAUGAAGUACCAUCCUGUAUUCUUCCGGGAGGUCUUUCCGAACGGUCCUCCGACGAAAUCUUCCAAGGUCAACAGUUUGGCGGCGUGA
This is a messenger RNA of Lentinula edodes (shiitake mushroom), 1167 nucleotides long. Its product is annotated as Clavaminate synthase-like protein. The record is from RefSeq and is a predicted model, not a curated record. The transcript is spliced from 6 exons. Bases 1 to 1167 code for a protein of 388 amino acids. NCBI's taxonomy places the organism in Eukaryota, Fungi, Basidiomycota, Agaricomycetes, Agaricales, Omphalotaceae.